Molecule: messenger RNA, 2317 nt
Organism: Papaver somniferum (opium poppy)
Lineage: Eukaryota; Viridiplantae; Streptophyta; Magnoliopsida; Ranunculales; Papaveraceae
Product: protein IQ-DOMAIN 31-like
Exons: 7
Coding region: 258-1979 (573 amino acids)
Molecular function (GO): protein binding
Source: RefSeq, a predicted model, not a curated record
AAAGAAACAUGUUCAUUUUCUUCUCCUCUUUUGAGUAGUGUAGUGGAGUGUUAACUGUAUAGAGUAGUGACUAGAGAAGAAAGAAGAAAACUAAAGCACUAUCAUUACCGUUUACCUCCCACCUUUUUUUUUUCUUCUCAUCAUUUUAAAAGUUGCAUGGCUCUCUCUAGUGUUUAACUUAUUAGGGUUCUGAGAGUGAAGAGUCAAAGAGCAGUUGAAUUCAUUUCAUUUCUUGUAAUCUUGGAUCUUAAUCAUCAAUGGGGAAAUCACCAGCUAAAUGGAUCAAGUCUGUACUAUUGGGAAAGAAGACAUCUAGAUCCAGUUCGUCGAAAGGAAAAGAUAGCCCGAAAACUACAAGCGAAAAAGGGGCAGGGGAUGCGACUAAUGUAGAAGUCGCUGAUAUAUCUGUGGGCCAUCCUUCUGUCACACAGCCAACAUAUGCUUCCACUGAUAGAAAUGGAGAUCAUGCAGAGUCAGAGGAGGUGGCAGUGCCUACUGUAACACAUGAUCACGUGGCCCUAGUGCCAGGAAGUCAAGAUGCUGAUAAUCUGGGAACUGAAGAAUCUGUUGGACCAAAUGAUCCAGAAAGAGUUAGGGAAGAGGUUGCUGCUACAAAAGCACAAGCUGCAUUUAGGGGUUAUUUGGCUCGAAGGGCAUUUCGGGCUCUCAGGGGCAUCAUACGACUGCAGGCUCUUAUUCGAGGGCACUUGGUCCGGAGACAAGCUGUUGCAACUUUGUGUUGUUUGCAAGGAGUUGUGAAGUUACAAGCCCUGUACCGUGGUAAACAAGUUAGGCAUUCUGAUAUUGGUGCCGAAGUGCGUGUCAGAUGCACUACCGUUAAACUUUUGGAUGCCAAGUGUACAAGUUUUCCUGGAGCUAAAGCACUUAUUCUAAAUCAGAAGCCGUCACGAAUUGUCUUUGUUAGUAAGCUUCUUGGAUCAUCACAAAGUGCAAUGCCUCUCCACCUCCAAUAUAGUAUGGACGAACCAAAUUCAUAUUGGAGCUGGCUCGAGCGCUGGACUAUCUUUCAUGCUUGGGGACCUCUGCCUCAAACAAAGAAAUUUGUUGAUUCAAAAUCUCAAAAAAACAAGGUUAGUAAUGUAGAAGCGCACACUGCACGGUCAAAGCGUACUGUCCGGAAGGUACCGAGCAAUGGCUCAGUGCAUUCUUCUUCGGAAUCUGCAAAACCGAAGCGGAACUUAAGGAAAGUUCCAAACCAUUCUGUAGAUCCAGCACCAGAACAACCACAAAAUGAAGUUGAUAAGGUGAAACACAAUCUAAGAAAGGUUUCUAAUUCCACUAUAGAGACAGAGACCAACGAUCAACUUCCAUUGGAGACUGAGAGGCCAAUUCGCAGUGUAAGGAAGGCAUCAAGCCCCGCAGCUCCUGUUGUCCCAGAACAAAGCAAUGGCGACUGUGCUGAUAAGAUGUCAGCAGAUGCAGCAGUCGAGAUAAUUCAUCAGUCUGAUAAAGAAAUUGUGGGAACACCAGUGGAAACAGAUCAAUUGGAUGAUGUGACGCAUGAUAGCCCACCUGCAGUUGAGUUACCACAUCAAGAGAUCCACAGUGAAAGUGAAAAUGUUCCUGUGAGUAAUGGGGAAUCUAUCUCAAAAGAAGAAGACCUAGCUACCAACGAGAACCAAAAAGACAUGAAGAGGAGAUCUUCUUUCCCAGCAAAGCAGGACGAUCUGGAGAUUGGUUCACCAAAGACGCCAAAAUUGCCGAGCUACAUGCAAGCAACUCAAUCUGCCAAGGCAAAGCUUCGAGGACAAGGCUCUCCAAAGGUUGGCCACGAUGGGGACGAGAAGAGUAUAUUGACUAGGCGGCAUUCUCUGUCAUCAUCUGCCUCCAAUGGAAAAUUGAACUCAGCAUCACCAAGAACGCAGAGACUAUCAAGUGGAAAAGGUGGAAUUAAAACUGACAGAUCUCUAUCAGCUUCAAAAGAUGAGAAGGUCGUCCAAGCAGACUGGAGAAGAUGAUUUUGCAGGAAGUUCAGGUCUAGAGAACCUAUCAGAAUUUAACAUAAGGGAGUAGUAGCCUACACUCUACAGUCAUCUUUCGUUACAUGUUGUGUACAAUUCUGUUGAAUGUGGUACCAGCAAUUCCUUUUGCUUUUUCUCCUGUUCUACCGUUCGUGGUGGUAUUUUGAGUGCAUGUAUAGAGCUGUAGGCUUACAGUGUUGUUGACAAUUUCAGUUUUUUCUUGUUUCCAUUCUUUCAUCUCUUUUCCUGGUAAAUUGUUAAUGUCAAAACCCUAAUACAUGCAAGCUUAACAGAAUCCUGUCCUCAGUUGAAUGUUUGGUUUCAAGUUCUCUUUA